Molecule: messenger RNA, 939 nt
Organism: Neurospora tetraspora
Lineage: Eukaryota; Fungi; Ascomycota; Sordariomycetes; Sordariales; Sordariaceae
Exons: 1
Coding region: 98-769 (223 amino acids)
Source: RefSeq, a predicted model, not a curated record
GGUAUUGGUAUGGCUACGGGAGCGGCAGCCAGCGGGUAUGUGACGCCCGCCGCUGUACCCUGGCUUAUAAGGGUAGCGCGUUCGAUUCCGAUUAAGGAUGUCGGCUUCGUGGCUUCGUCUACCUCGGGGUAUAUCCGGAGGCGCGCAAGCAAGUGCAGUGUCGCGUCAAGUUCCAGGACCUGGGCGUUUGACCAUAGAUGAACGUUCUACGGGUGAUGAACCCCAAGGCAGGCAUUCUCGUCGCGUUAAGAGGGGUCAUCAGAUUGCAAAGGCAUCCAUCGCCCGGCGUCGGUGCAUUACCUCAGCUCUGGCCUCAUUAUCUGAACCAGCGGACGUAUUCGGCUUCUUUCCGCAACGUCGCCGUCUCUCACGGUUUCCAGCCUCACCGUCACAUCAGCCUUUCCUUAUCCUCUUAAGGGUGCUAUGGGUUGUUUUGAGCAAGGCUAUCAUCGCCAGAGCGGGAGUAUCUGAUCUUUUAUUGUCCAUUGCCAAGUGGCAUUUCCCUACGACUAACUACCUACACAGGAACAGUCUGGUCUUAUCUCCACCGCAUCGCUUCUCCUUCUCCCACCCUCUGCGGGCAUACAUUUCUGCCUUGCCAACCACACUUUGCAGCAGACCAUACAAGGCACAUGCGCAGAGAUACAACACCGAACGGAUCCAUUCAACACAUCAAGGAGCAGGGUUGGAGUUGAAGGUCUUGGUCUUGAACUUGUACGGAGACGCGUUGGUGCAGUGGACGAAGCGUUCACAUUGCCCGGUUCGCUGAGGUCAUCAAAUCUUUUCGAGGAAAGUAGCAGCCUCACGCCGAACAGGGUGAGCAACUGCCCCUGCUGUGUGUGGAAAGACGCCCAAAAUAUUUGGGACUUCAAAACAGGGUCUGGAGGUGGAUGGCGAUUCACAAGAAAGUCGUUCGUUAGAGGUAUCUCUCUGCCUCUC